GAAUUAUUCGCUAUUUUCUGAACAACACAAUGGCCUCUUCAGCUGCUGUCGAAUUCCCAACGGGCCUGACCCUACAUCGGAUUACUAGUCCUGAGAAACUAGAACAAUGGACUCCUUCACUCACCCAACUACUUCUAUCUUGCGUCAACGAUGAUCCAUCUUCAUCAUCGAUCGGCUUCCACGCACCUCUGUCCACUACCAAAGCCACAGAAUUCUGGUCUUCACAAUCACCUCAACUCUUCGGCCGGAACCCCAGAGCAACCCUAUUUGUGCUCGCCCGCGACACCACCGCAGUGGGAACAAUUUCGCUCGUGACUCAUCCCAAGGAAACUCACUCUCACAAAGUCGAAGUCGGCAAGCUAUUGGUUUCCUCAGAAGAAAGAGGCCAUGGACUGGGAAGGAAGCUGAUGGAUAUGGUGGAGAGGUUUGCGAAGGAGGAAUUGGGUAAGAAGAUGGUGUUGCUGGAUACAGCUUCGGAUACACCGGCGAGGGGAUUUUACUUGAAGCUUGGAUAUACGGAAUGGGGUGUUUGUCCACAGUAUGCUGAGAGUGCGGAUGGGCAUUUGCAUGACUGUUCGUUUUUCUAUAAAUUCCUUAGCAACUAGUAUGAUUGGACUAUAGAAUAUUCGUUGUCUGUUGCUUUAUCAUUUAUAAAUUCAGGCUUUAGCACUAUUGAUACACCUAUGCCUAUAAAAGCGUAA
This is a messenger RNA of Fusarium verticillioides 7600, 701 nucleotides long. RefSeq lists its product as hypothetical. Lineage: Eukaryota; Fungi; Ascomycota; Sordariomycetes; Hypocreales; Nectriaceae. Bases 30 to 605 code for a protein of 191 amino acids. The transcript has a single exon. Gene Ontology annotation, molecular function: acyltransferase activity, transferring groups other than amino-acyl groups. The record is from RefSeq and is a predicted model, not a curated record.